UAGCAGAACAAUAGCAGAAUAGGAUUCGAAAAAUGGCAAACCGCACGGUGAAAGAUGCUAGGUCUAUUCGCGGGACAAAUCCGCAAUAUUUGGUCGAGAAGAUCAUCAGAUCCCGGAUAUACGAUUCUAAAUACUGGAAGGAAGAAUGUUUCGCUUUGACCGCCGAACUGUUGGUCGACAAGGCAAUGGAGUUAAGAUUCAUAGGAGGGGUAUACGGCGGCAAUGUGAAGCCUACGCCAUUUCUCUGUCUCAUAUUGAAAAUGCUUCAAAUACAGCCUGAGAAAGACAUCAUAGUCGAAUUUAUAAAGAACGAGGAGUAUAAGUACGUUCGGGCUUUGGGUGCAUUGUAUAUGAGACUGACUGGUUCUUCCCAGGACUGUUACAAAUACCUUGAACCAUUAUUCAACGAUAGCAGAAAGCUCAGAAUGCAGAACAAGCAAGGCGUAUUCGAGCUCAUAUACAUGGACGAAUUCAUCGACACCCUUCUCAGAGAAGAGAGGUCUUGCGACGUUAUUUUACCGAGAAUUCAAAAAAGACACGUUUUAGAAGAAAAUAAUGAACUAGAAGCGAAGAUAUCGGCAUUGGAAGACGAUAUGGAUGAUGGCAUCGAAUCGUCAGAGGAAGAAGAGAUUGCACCAAUUAAAGAACUGCCACGCAAGAGGCCGGAUGAUCACGAACGAGACAGAGACCGUCACAGAGAUAGGGACAAGAGGCAUUCCCGAUCCGAGAAGAAAUCCGAGAAGGAAAAGCCAAGAUCGAGAAGUAGGGAGAGAGAUAGGGACAGGAGAGAACGUAAACGCAGCAAAUCGCCGAAAUCUCACUCGUCGUCGCACAAAGAUAAGGACAGGGACAGAGAUCGCCAUAGAAGAGACGAUAGAGAGAGGGAGAGAGAACGAGAGAGAGAAAGGGAUCGAGAUCGUAGAAGAGAACGCGACAGAGCUAGACAUUAAAGUAUGGUAAUAUGGAAAAUGGUCUUGACGAAUUUAUAUAAACUUACCGAGGCAAGAAAUUAAUCAAUUGGUUAUCUUGCGUCA
This is a messenger RNA of Temnothorax curvispinosus, 1034 nucleotides long. It is a transcript of the gene Prp38, whose product is annotated as pre-mRNA-splicing factor 38-like. Gene Ontology annotation, cellular component: precatalytic spliceosome. Lineage: Eukaryota; Metazoa; Arthropoda; Insecta; Hymenoptera; Formicidae. The transcript is spliced from 3 exons. The coding region runs from base 33 to 950 and encodes 305 amino acids. The record is from RefSeq and is a predicted model, not a curated record.